Messenger RNA from Microthlaspi erraticum, 408 nucleotides. The record is from the annotation of a GenBank genome assembly. NCBI's taxonomy places the organism in Eukaryota, Viridiplantae, Streptophyta, Magnoliopsida, Brassicales, Brassicaceae.
AUGAAUACUCUAAUUCUUUUCUUUAUUGUUACUGCCCUGUGUGCUGUAUCGAACAACGCUAGCCUACUGUUUCCGAAAAACGAAAUUGGUUUUAGGAACAAUCUGAGCAGUAACGAUGAUGUUCUCACAGUCCAUUGUAGAUCUGACGAAGACGAUCUUGGUCUUCACUUUCUGCAUCAAGUAGACGUUUAUACUUUCGAGUUUGGAGAUAGGGUCUUCGGUGGAACUUAUCAUCAGUGCGUACUACGACAUGGGGUUAACAUUCAAUUUGUGAGAGAGAUUAUGGCAUAUGAAGAAUCUCCUUAUCAUCUUAGAUUCGGUCAACUAAUGUUAUGGGAGGCCAGAGAUGAUGGGAUCUACUUGACAACAGGUGAUCAAGGCAAGGCAGAAAAAAGAUAUGAUUGGUAA